AAAAAUAUUCUGACAUUUCUGUUGGGGGCGAAAAGUCGUUUUGUCGCAAGUUAUCGUUUGCAACAACAAGAAUCGGUCGAACAACAAAGUGAAUAUGCUGCGCUCCAAACUGACACAGGCGGCUUGCGCCGCUCAGAGAGCCUUUUCCACAACCCCACGAGUGUUGGCCGUCAAGCAAAUGACGGUACGUGAUGGUCUUAACAGCGCCUUAGACGACGAAUUAGCCCGAGAUGAUCGCGUAUUCCUGCUCGGCGAGGAGGUAGCACAGUACGAUGGUGCCUAUAAGGUAUCACGUGGACUGUGGAAGAAGUAUGGAGACAAGCGUAUCAUCGAUACGCCAAUCACAGAAAUGGGAUUCGCUGGCAUUGCGGUGGGUGCUGCCAUGGCCGGUUUGCGGCCCGUUUGCGAGUUCAUGACCUUCAACUUCUCAAUGCAGGCCAUCGAUCAUGUUAUCAACUCGGCUGCCAAGACAUUCUACAUGUCUGCGGGCGCCGUCAAUGUACCCAUCGUGUUCCGUGGCCCCAAUGGAGCUGCCUCUGGUGUUGCGGCACAGCAUUCGCAAUGCUUUGCCGCUUGGUACGCACACUGUCCCGGACUGAAGGUCGUCUCACCUUACGACACUGAAGAUGCCCGAGGAUUGCUCAAAUCUGCCAUUCGUGAUCCCGAUCCAGUUGUCAUGCUGGAGAACGAACUUAUGUACGGCACUGCAUUCCCCGUUGAUGACAAAAUCACCGAUGUGGAUUUCCUUGUGCCAAUUGGCAAGGCAAAGAUUAUGCGACCUGGCAAGGAUAUAACCAUUGUGGCGCAUUCCAAAGCUGUGGAGACAGCGCUGCAGACUGCCGCUGAGUUGGCUAAAAAGGGCAUCGAAGCUGAGAUUAUUAACCUGCGUUCCAUACGCCCGCUGGACAUGGAAACGAUUUUCGCCUCAGUCCGUAAGACCCACCACUUGAUUACAGUGGAAAAUGGUUGGCCACAACAUGGUGUUGGCGCCGAGAUCUGUGCCCGGUUUAUGGAGGAUCAGGCAUUCUUCGAACUAGAUGCGCCCGUCUGGCGUUGCUGUGGAGUUGAUGUUCCCAUGCCCUAUGCCAAGACGUUGGAGCUGCAUGCACUGCCCCGUGUCCAGGAUGUAACCGAUGCUGCUCUUAAGGUGCUCGGAGGAAAGGCCAGAGCUAAAUAAUCACUUAGACAACAAUCCACACGCUAACUAAAUUAACUGUUCUUAUCGAUUCGAUGGUCAUCAGUUGUCCAAAAUUUUACAAUCAGUUGCAAAUCGAAAACGUGAAAUUUUAAUUGUUUUGUCA
Messenger RNA from Drosophila innubila, 1301 nucleotides. RefSeq names its product pyruvate dehydrogenase E1 component subunit beta, mitochondrial (gene Pdhb). Bases 95 to 1177 code for a protein of 360 amino acids. The record is from RefSeq and is a predicted model, not a curated record. The transcript is spliced from 6 exons. NCBI's taxonomy places the organism in Eukaryota, Metazoa, Arthropoda, Insecta, Diptera, Drosophilidae. Gene Ontology annotation, biological process: pyruvate decarboxylation to acetyl-CoA. Gene Ontology annotation, molecular function: pyruvate dehydrogenase (acetyl-transferring) activity.